AAAAAGCCUCCCGUGUGGAAAAAUCCGCUACACGGACAUAUGUUUGCUGAAACUCCUGCUGUUUGAUAGUCGUUCAUUUGUAACUAGCCUCCCCGGACACACACACAGAGAACAUGCCCGGACAGAGGUAACCGUACCCGGGCCGUCACUGCCCCCUCAGCCGGCUGAAGGACGGAGCAGAACGGAGAGACGCAGAUGGAGAGGCCGGGCAGGCUGCUGCUGCUGUCCGAGCUCCGCGUCAGAAACGCCGCAUACGACGUGAGCUUGAACCGGUCCCUGCUCACCUGGAAGAGACGGAUCUCCAGCCCGGUGUACCACCCGUUUAGACCAAGUGUGUGUCACUGUGUGUCAGUGUCAGAGAUCAUCUCCGUCAGAGAGGAAGAGGAGGAGAGCAGCAGCAGAAAAACAGAUGAUGGCAGCUGGAAAAAGAUCAAAGAGAGAGAAGGAAAGGACUGCAGGCAGGCCUUCACAGUGUUUUAUGUGGAGAGGUGCCAGCAGCACCGCUGGCGGUGUGCUGAGGUGACCUUCACGUGUCCAGAGGAGGCGCUCUGUCAACGCUGGGUCAGCAGCAUCAGAGAGCAGCUCGCCGCUAUCACCAGCAGACCCAAACACCUGCUUGUCUACAUCAACCCGUACGGCGGGAAGCGACAGGGCAAACGCAUCUACGAGCACAAGGUCGCUCCACUGUUCGCCCAGGCAGGCGUCUCCACGCAUGUCAUCGUGACUGAGUACGCCAAUCAUGCAAGGGACCAUCUGAGGACGGAGGCGGAGCUGAAGAAGUUUGAUGGGGUGGUGUGUGUCGGAGGUGACGGCAUGUUCAGUGAGAUCAUCCAUGGGCUGAUCUGGAGGACACAGAUCGACACCGGCGUAGAUCCAAACUGUGUGGACGAAACUCUGCUUCCCUGCAUGCUUCGCAUUGGAAUCAUUCCUGCAGGUUCAACAGAUUGUAUCUGCUUCGCCACUGUGGGCACCAACGACCCUGUGACCUCUGCACUGCACAUCAUUGUGGGAGACUCUCAGCCGAUGGACGUCUGCUCGGUUCAUCACAACAACACGUUCCUGAGAUACUCCGUCUCUCUGCUGGGAUACGGUUUCUACGGGGACGUGCUAACUGACAGUGAGAGGAAGAGAUGGAUGGGUCCGGCCAGAUACGACCUCUCAGGUGUGAAGAUGUUCCUGACUCAUCAUUACUAUGAAGGAGCAGUUUCCUACCUGCCGGCCAAAGGCAUCAUAGGAACGCCACGGGACGCUGCCAGGUGUCGAUCUGGCUGUUUGGUUUGUCAGCACAAUGGGCAGCUACUUUCAGAGAGAGCUGAGACAUACAAGAUGGAUGAAGCAUCAAACAGCGAGAGUGACGACGAGUGGAGGACAAUCCGAGGGAAGUUCCUGGCCAUUAAUGCUGCCAGUAUGAGCUGUGCUUGUCCUCGCAGCCCCAAAGGCCUCUCACCUGCUGCUCACCUGGCCGACGGCACCACAGACCUCAUCCUGGUCCGAAAAUGUUCCCGCUUUGACUUCCUCAGACACCUCCUUCGACACACCAGCAAAGAUGACCAGUUUGACCUGACCUUUGUGGAGGUCCACCGUGUGCGGCGUUUCCGCUUCACACCGCGUCACUGCCAGAGCGACUCGGACCUGGAGCUGGACCUGCGAGAGACCGGCAAACACCAGAUUUUCAGCCAGAUCUGCCGAGACCACCCGGCAUGCGGCUGUGCCCCCGCCUACAGCAGCUGGAACUGCGAUGGCGAGAUCCUGACUCACACGGCCAUUGAUGUCAGAGUGCACUGCCAGUUGAUCAAGCUGUUUGCACGAGGGAUCGAAGAACCUUUGGUGUUCGAGGAUCUCACCAACCCCUGUGCAAUAUAGACCCUCGCCCCCAUUGUUCCCUGUCAGACACUGGAGUGGGCUAUCUGUUUUCAGCCUCUGCCUAUGUUACUACUGCUGCCACCAUCUCAUGACACUCCUUCACAUUUUUCACAAGUAGACUCGACAGGAUUUACUGAAUCAGCAAUGAGUUACUCAACAAAGAUGAGCGGUAGCCUACAGAAAGAAACGAAACAAAACAAAACUUGGGUCUGAAAGUCCAAAAUGAUUUCCAGACAAGAAGUGAGGUGUAGUUUCUUUGAAUCAUCCGUAACAGCUUUAAAUCUAUUCCUUGGUAACUUGCAGCUGUUUGUAGGACAUAAUAAGGAAAUGAUUGACCUGGAGAGUAAGGCUUCAUCCUCAGGUUCUGGAUUAGUUCUGGGCGAAGCUGUUGGUGUUUUGAUGUGAACAUGGUUGGUGGGUGUCUGGCACCUGAUUUAACUUAAAUAUUGAACUCGGGUCCUAAAACUAAGACCCGUCUUGUUUGAUAAGAUUUUUUUCCCUAUAAUCCCCAGAUCACGACUUGAUGAUCUGGUUACCUUGAGGUUAAAAAUGCUGCCUGUUGCAUGUAAAUGCUCCGUUUUUGUAUAGCGCCUUUCUAGUCUUUUCGACCACUCCAAGCACUUUUACACUACAUCUCAUUCACCAUUCAUUCACUGAGCUCAACAGAAACAAGUGUUUUGCCAGUUGUGUCGAGUGUUUCCUCUCACCAGGGCCUCCACCUCGUAGCUCUUCAUCUUCCUCCUUGUACUUCUGGGGGUUUUCUUCCUGCUAGCCAUGUUGGACCUUAAACAGAUAGCUGCUGUAAGUUGAAAAUGUCAAAGCAACAUGCCACUGCCUAUAGAAUGGCUAUUAGUCUGGUUUUAAUCUCAAGUUUGGUCUCUUUUUAAGUUGACUCAGACUUUUUUCAGGUCACGUUGUUGUUUAGACUUGGUAUUGUCCUGAAUCUGAUUUGUCUCAGUCUUGUGAGCGUUUGUUUUGUCAUGACUCU
This is a messenger RNA of Micropterus dolomieu (smallmouth bass), 2851 nucleotides long. Its product is annotated as ceramide kinase-like. The transcript has 13 exons. Gene Ontology annotation, molecular function: kinase activity. The coding region runs from base 196 to 1863 and encodes 555 amino acids. The record is from RefSeq and is a predicted model, not a curated record. NCBI's taxonomy places the organism in Eukaryota, Metazoa, Chordata, Actinopteri, Centrarchiformes, Centrarchidae.